AUGAGCGUGGUAAGAAAAGAUGUAUUGGUUGCUGGAGGCUACCCACGAGGUCGCUCAAAGAAUGUAGAAAUAUUUUUAUGGAAGGAAGAGAAAUGGUUUGAGAGUGCAAAGAUGAAAAUUGGACACUGGGCUGCUUCAUCAUUUGUUUACAAUGAUAAUUUAUUCGUUGUUGGAGGAUGUGAUUUUAAUUCAACUGAGAUACUAAAUCUUAACCGGCAUCCUCUGACAUGGCAGACAUUUCCUGAAGAGCUUCCUUUUAAAAUUUUCAGUCAUAAAACUGUUGUUUACAAAGAGCAAGUUCUGUACAUUGGAGGAUAUAAUGAAGAUAAACAAAAAACAUCUGAUAUGAUAAGUGAAUUGCAAAUUACAGGUACUCCAUUUCCCGUCUUGAAAGAGUUGUGUCAUAUGCCUGAACCACUGUUUGACCAUGGAGCUGAGGUCGUUGGUGAUAAGGUUCUUAUUUUUGGAGGAAAUGGAAAAGAUGAAAAAGCUUUAUCUAAUGUUUCGGAGUUUGAUCCAAGAACUCUGACAUUCAAGAAAAUGCCUCCAUUACCUCACCCACUGACAAGAAUGGCAACUGUUCGAUGGAGAGAUCAAGUUGUUCUUCUUGGAGGUGUUCAUUCUUGUAGCUCAAACAGUGUCAUUAUGUAUGACAGUAGCACGGGUAAGACAACUAUUUUGCCACCCAUGCUGGAAAAAAGAGAGAGGGGGUGUGCUGUUUUGACGGGAAAUGCAAUUGUUGUCAUUGGAGGAGACAAUGAUAAAGGUAAACAACUUAAAUCAGUGGAAUAUUUUGAAAUGGGGCGAAGUUCGUCAUGGUCAUAUCUUCCUUCAAUGAUUGAACCACGAUCUAGAGCCAUUGCCGAAAUGUUACCCUUAGGAAAUGUGUAUGUUUAG
Molecule: messenger RNA, 897 nt
Organism: Xenia sp. Carnegie-2017
Lineage: Eukaryota; Metazoa; Cnidaria; Anthozoa; Malacalcyonacea; Xeniidae
Product: gigaxonin-like
Exons: 1
Coding region: 1-897 (298 amino acids)
Molecular function (GO): protein binding
Source: RefSeq, a predicted model, not a curated record